Messenger RNA from Electrophorus electricus (electric eel), 1612 nucleotides. It is a transcript of the gene phb1, whose product is annotated as prohibitin. Gene Ontology annotation, cellular component: mitochondrion; membrane. Gene Ontology annotation, biological process: mitochondrion organization. The record is from RefSeq and is a predicted model, not a curated record. NCBI's taxonomy places the organism in Eukaryota, Metazoa, Chordata, Actinopteri, Gymnotiformes, Gymnotidae.
AAAACCUAAACCAAAAUGUGUCCAAUCGGAAUUGAUGUUGUUCAACUCUAUGCGCAUGCUCAUAAAACACGAACGUUCACGCGUUCCUACGUCGGCUCCGGUGGAGGUCACAGUGAACCAUUAGAAGUCUGGAAUUGUCACACUGUUGCCAUGGCAAAGCUGUUCGAGUCCAUUGGAAAGUUGGGAUUGGCCUUGGCCAUUGGAGGAGGUGUGGUAAAUUCUGCCCUGUAUAAUGUGGAUGCUGGCCACAGGGCAGUCAUCUUUGACCGAUUUAGAGGAGUCCAGGAUGCAGUAGUUGGGGAAGGAACCCACUUCCUGAUUCCCUGGGUACAGAAACCAAUCAUUUUCGACUGUCGGUCCCGCCCCCGCAAUGUGCCUGUUGUCACUGGAAGCAAAGACCUGCAGAAUGUGAACAUCACACUGAGAAUUCUGUUCAGGCCAGUUGCCACCCAGCUGCCAAGGAUCUUCACCAGUAUUGGUGAAGACUAUGAUGAGAGAGUGCUUCCCUCCAUCACCACUGAAGUGCUUAAGGCUGUUGUUGCCAGGUUUGAUGCGGGAGAGCUGAUCACUCAGAGAGAGCUGGUGUCCAGGCAGGUCAGUGAAGAUCUGACUGAGAGAGCAUCCACCUUUGGCCUUAUCCUCGAUGAUGUCUCCCUGACGCACCUAACGUUUGGUAAAGAGUUUACGGAAGCUGUUGAGAUGAAGCAGGUGGCACAGCAGGAAGCUGAAAGAGCAAGGUUCAUCGUAGAGAAGGCAGAGCAGCAGAAGCAGGCAGCAAUCAUCUCUGCAGCGGGGGAUUCACAGGCAGCUCUGCUGAUCGCCAACUCCCUGGCUGAGGCAGGUGACGGCCUUGUGGAACUGAGGAAACUGGAAGCGGCCGAGGACAUUGCCUUCCAGCUCAGCCGCUCCCGCAAUGUCACAUACCUGCCCUCGGGGCAGGGCACUCUACUGCAGCUGCCCCAAUGAGACACGCACACCACACCACACCAUACCACACCCAUGCGCACACACACACACACACACACGCUUCAAUCCAUAAGAAUGGGUGACUUGGAACCAGACCUGCAUCUGAAGAACUGACAUGCAACUUGCCUAGAGGGAGCUCAUUGUCUGUCCUGCUCCCUCUCCUGCCUGAAAUUAAGAAGUCCCUCUGAGAUUUUCACCAGUGGGACAUUAUCCGGGGGGAAUCCAGCUGCACAGUAGUGUGUGUGUGUGUGUCUCUUUAGAUGCGGGGGUUUGUGUUUCUUAGUGAAAUGAAACUUGUUUAAAGGAUUAUGUAAAAUGGCUAAAGCGGUAGAGUGAUUGAAACGGUGUACCCCAAAUCAACCUUUUUGUUUACCAACUAAAAAUGGAAAUUACACUAAAGUGAACUCCAGUUAAAAGUGUGUAAUCAAGCUCGGUCCUGAUCAGUGGACCUGUUCGAGACCCAUGUGAGGCAGUUGGUCACCAGGGAGGUCAGACUCUGCCCCUAUUAGCCUGAAUGUGUUGGCUUUGUUUGUAUUGUUUUUCCUCUUGUAUGGCAGAAAGAAGUGUAUGGAAUGUCCUUGCAUUCCACAAGACACAAAUGACAACAAAUAAAAAUAAUAAUAAAUUUGAAUUUAUUAGACCUCAA